Molecule: messenger RNA, 2546 nt
Organism: Closterium sp. NIES-67
Lineage: Eukaryota; Viridiplantae; Streptophyta; Zygnematophyceae; Desmidiales; Closteriaceae
Source: the annotation of a GenBank genome assembly
AGUCAAGCGGUUUUGAGCUGAGGACAAAUUGGCCCUGGGUCUGCCAGAUCAUGCCUCGUCACGUGAAGCCAUGAUGGUCAAGCCAGCGAGGCAGGUCUCCCUGCUCGCCUGCCAGUGCCAGCGCGCUCAGCGAGGCUCACGUGGCUCACCCGUGCGGAGGCUCUCAUUAUCCACUUGAAGUAUUUUCUUCUUCUCCUCGUAAGCUUCGUCUGUGCAGCAUUCCUGCUCGCCAGUGCCAGCGCACUCACGGUCACCGUGACCGUGCGGCGGAAAGACCCCCCUCCCCGCAGGAGAUGCAAGGUCGACAGUCAAGCGGUCACCGCUUGAGGGCGAGCACGCAGGGGGGAAACUCACCCGGGUCCUCCCCGCCCCCCUCCCUUCCUUCCGUACAUCCUUCCCCCUCUCCGCCGCGCCGCGCUCUACCAGCGGGCUCUCCCCCUCCAUCUUGCUUCCAGGGAUGAUAGGAAUGGCAGCAGCAGUACUAGCAGCAGCUCGUCCCCUUGAGAGGAUUGAGGUAUUUAAUCCCCCUCGGCCUCUCCUUCACCACAGCACUCGCUCUGCGAGCAACACCAUCCCUGCUUGCAACCUACUCCUGCUCUCUGCUCGUUACUAGUACCGCAUGCAGAACUAGCACCUCUACCUGGCAUCGCCUGACUGCCUGACUGCUUUCCAGUGGCACCUGCCCUGCCCGUGCUUCCCAAGCUGACGCCGCGACCACCCGCUGUGCUGCACGCUGUGGCCGCCGUCUCAACCUCUCCUGCUCCUCCUCCCGCCGCCGAGUGGAUCUGCAAGGUUCGCCAGCAUCAUGGGUCCUCGCUCCGGCCUCCUGUUCGCUGCUGCACUCGCGGCUCUCAUUCUCUCAGCCUGUGCGCCCGUGGCUGAGGCCAUCCGCGUGCCAUCGAAAGGCCCCUGCCGGUGGGGGCAUGACAGGGACGAGUCAGGCAAAUGCGCUGACACGUGCGCAAUCCGCAACUGCGGUGCCAACUCCAAGUGCCUCAAGGACGAGGUCGGCUGGGCCAACUGCGUGUGCCUCAAGGGCUUCCAGCGGCUGCCCAACGCCUCCUGUGCCCACUCGUGCAGGAUCUUGGAGUGUGGGGCGCAUGCCACGUGCGUGAAGGAGGAGGACUCGUCCGCUAAGUGUGUGUGCAACGGGGGAUAUGCCAAAACUGCCAACACUGCCAACACUGCCAAAACUGCCAACACUGGCUGCGUCGACACGUGCACUCUCAAGGCGUGUGUGGGUGGCAAGUGCAGCAAGGACGUUGCGGGAGCAGCUGUCUGUACUUGCGACGCUGACGCUGGCUUGAAGCUGCUGCCUGACGGCAGGACUUGCAAGGACGCGUGCCUCAUCAGGGACUGUGUCGGCGAGGAUCCCAAUUCCAAGUGCGUCAAGGCUCGAGACGUUGCGACCUGUGAAUGCAACACGGGGUUCGAGCUCUCGGGGGGGGUUUGCACUGACAAGUGCAAGCUAAAGGGGUGUGUUGGCGGCACAUGCAGCCAGGAGACUGGGUCGCCAGUGUGUCAUUGCGACAACACCAUUGGCCUCGUGCUGCUGGAGGAUAAGAAGACGUGCAAAGAUGCAUGUGAGGUGAAGGUCUGUGCAGCCAUUGGCGUCAAUGGCGAGUGCAUUAGGAAUCCGCAGAAUGCAUCCGACGUGCACUGUGCGUGCAAGAAUGGCUACGUGCUGUUGGGAGGCAUAUGCACUGAGCCAGAUCUUUGCGCCCAAGUGACUUGCAAGCCCAACAGCCAGUGCGUGAAGGGCGACUGCAUGUGCAACAAAGACUUUGUCAAGAACGAGCAAACCGGCGAAUGCAUCUCUGAUCUGGACUGCUCACCUGAUGGCAAGUGGGCGUACAGGGACGGAAUGCCCUUCUGUGAAUGGGCAUCUCCCUGUGGCAGCUGCCCCUCGACCACCACCUGCGCGCAAAUGCCUUCAAACAAUAGAGCGUACUACUGCAGCUGCCCCGCAUCGUGGGUUAUGACGUCGACGGGCUGCUGGCAUCCUCUCUUUAGCAACUCCGUUCCAGGUGUACAGACGGCAGCCAGCUUCUUCAUUAUUUCUGACCCCGAUGCCCCGGGCUUCAUGUCCCGGCCGUACACCUUCUAUUCGUCUCCCAACGCUUGCACGCAGCUCCCUGCGGCAGUGGCUGGCAAGUUCCGGUUCUUUGCGUACAUUCCCUUCCGCACAGAUAUGUGUGGGGAUGUUGUCCUCUAUCAUACAGACAACUGCGAGCGAAGGGAUGGUAUUGUCGAGGAGCGUGCAUCCAGCGCCAGGCUCAAUGAAGAUUUCAUGGAUUACCGCUCCCUUGAGUGCAUCCCCUAAGUUCGGCUACAGUUAUGCGAAUAACCCUGCAACCACAAUGGCCUGCUGACUGGGAUGGACAAGCAAGCAGCAGAUUGAUAGUACCGUAAUCCCCCGGAUAUAGGCGCAUAGGGGCUUAUAGGAAGUACCUGGCAAAAGUGGCAUGCGCUUGUAAUCGAAUAAAAAAUAUAAGCCCAGGGCUUAACUAAGGGAUUUUAUGGAAAACGAAUUUGAGCACAUAAAA